AUGUGUCACUUAUAUAUAAGUGUGUUCCAAGAGUUACCAGAUCCAAGAAUGAAAUCCUAUUUCCUGGCAGCGAAGCCGUACCAAGGGUUGACACUGCUUACUAUUUAUCUAAUGUUUGUAUUUAAAUGGGGACCGAAAUGGAUGAAGAACAAGCCCCCUUACGAAUUACGAAAAACCCUCAUGAUUUACAAUAUAAUACAAGUGAUAGCUUGUGCGGCUGUUUUUAUAACUGGAAUUAAAAUAGCAUGGGGGUGGAAGUACAGAUGGAUCUGCGAGCCAGUCGACUUCUCCAACAACGACGAUGCGAUCCAGAUAGCUCGUCUUGUUUACUCUUAUUUUUUACUGAAGAUCCUUGACCUCGCUGACACAAUAUUUUUUGUGUUAAGAAAAAAAACCAACCAAAUCACAUUUCUCCACGUCUACCACCACACCGGAAUGGUUGCUUUGAUUUGGGGCGCAGUUACAUAUUUUCCUGGGGGACACGGUACUUUUAUUGGCUUAGUUAACUGUUUCGUUCAUGUUGUCAUGUACAUGUAUUACUUUUUGACUGUGGCCGUCCCCAGCGUGAAGCAAUCUUCCGGAUGGAAAAAGUAUAUAACGCAAUUGCAAAUUCUGCAGUUCUUGAUGACAAUCAUCCACAUGAGCACUAUCGUCUUCAAGCCGGACUGCGGGUAUCCGAGAUGGUCGGCCGCGUUGUUUCUACCACAGAAUAUCUUCAUGUUAAUACUCUUCGUAGACUUUUACAUUAAAACUUACUUAAAAAAACAAACAGCUGUUAUAAAACCGCGUGUUUUAGACGAAAGACGUAAAGUAAGAGGAACUGUAGAAAAUGUACCUAAGGUGAAUAAUGAUGUAUUCGAAAUGUCUAUAAGAAAUCGCAAGGAAGCUUGGCACUCCAAAGAUAAUGCGAGAUCAUGAA
Papilio polytes (common Mormon) is the source of this 919-nucleotide messenger RNA. RefSeq names its product elongation of very long chain fatty acids protein 7-like. Gene Ontology annotation, cellular component: endoplasmic reticulum membrane. Lineage: Eukaryota; Metazoa; Arthropoda; Insecta; Lepidoptera; Papilionidae. The record is from RefSeq and is a predicted model, not a curated record. The coding region runs from base 1 to 918 and encodes 305 amino acids. Gene Ontology annotation, biological process: fatty acid elongation, monounsaturated fatty acid; sphingolipid biosynthetic process; fatty acid elongation, saturated fatty acid. Gene Ontology annotation, molecular function: fatty acid elongase activity. The transcript is spliced from 6 exons.